CCUUUAGAGCGGAAAGAUUCAAGGAAACGGUACGUGAAUAAGAUUGGCCAGCGCACAGGAAAACCUCUUUGUUGUUUCUGUUGUCUUAUAAGAAGAUAAAAUAAUACAGACGGAUUUCACGAGGAUGUCCUUUCAUCGUCUCUGAAACUAACAGCUCAGUCGCGGAUGAAACGCGGAUUUUGCGUAUUUCCCUUUCCUUAAAACUUCCGACGUUUAUGUUAGUACAUCAUCUAAUUUUUUUUCUUGUUUUUUUUUUUGCGUUCUUGCUACAUUAGUUUUAAAAGAGAAAACAAUUUGUUUUCGAAAUAAAAGCUAGCGAAGCUUUGCGCCCGUGUUUAUGUGGUGUAACAGCUUCGCUCGUCACAAGAUCCGGUGAAUUGAACUGAGUCAACAUCUUUCAUAGUCUUAAAAUAUUGAUCAGUGGAAAUCUUUCGGCGGCGUCUCCUGAAGCCUGCGACGUUGACGAGUACAGUAAGUAUACAGUACAUAGAAAGGCUGUUUCACUUCUUCCUUCAGUCUGUUGAAUGUAGCUGACGAAUAUAACCCGCCAGCCGAUAACACAAUACUGAGGAGCACUUUGUUUCAGUUCGUCCCUUUUAAUACACAACAGGUAAUGCGAAUAUAACCAGCACUGGCGCCUCGUGAACAGGCUACGGAUUGGUUGAACCAGCCGAAAACUGACAACCACUCUGCAGAUGUUGAGGAACCUUACAAUAGUCUUUUGUUUAUGGUGCCAAACUCGAGUACAUUUGAAAUGCAAAACUCUGGCGGCAGCCUAUGAGGUCGAAGGAAGAUAAUACGUGUGUUUGAUGCCCUUCCGCGGUGGUGAGUUUGAUUGACAGCCGUGGCUACCGCCCUUCAGGGAUGUCGGUGGCAGCAGCAGUGUAAUCAUUUUCGUCAGCUUCAAGUAUUCAAGCGAAGGUGGCCAAACGUAGACAGCCAACUGCUUCUGCUUAAGCUCUUUAUAUCGGGUAAGUAGAAGUUUCCUAAUGAAUUUUUCGCUUGGAAGCAGCCUGGAUUCGGCGAACUGGCGAAAAGAAUGCUUUACAACCGAUGUUUGCGUCUCUGUUUGUCGGCGGCGUGCGUCUCGUAUGUACGGCUAUUCCUAGUAGGGGAUACGAUGUCUUGUGCUUUUGCGUCGGUUUCCGCUCUCUCUCAUUCUUAAAGGCUGAAGUUAAAGAUGUACGUCAGUACGCAGAAUGACCGAACAGAGCCGACUUCGAAAAGUUAAGCAGUCGCUGUCUUAAAGACCAAGGCAAGUCCAUUCAGACGCGGACGGCUGCUUCCGUGAGAAAUUGCUGUACGCAAUCUGCAGUAAAGAAAUCCUUUUCGCUCUGUUUCGUUGAGUGCGUUUUGGAGGACUGUGACAUUAACGUAUACACUUCAGUCGGAAUCUGUGAUGCUAAUGAACGACAAUCGGCGCGUUUGACAGUUUCAAUUCGCAGGAGAGAAAUCUGCGCGGUAUUCAUGUAGGGGAAGGUCGCUUACAUCAAAGGGAUGAAAAUCUGUGGCAUGUCGACUUCGCCGCGUUUGGCCUACGUCAGAGAGAAUAAUAGUAUCAUUUACGUAUUUAUCGGUUUAAAGAGCCAUAUAUGUCAUAAAAAUACCAAUUCCAAUUUAAUUCUCGAUGAACGGAAAAUCUCAGCGAUUUCGUCAAAGGCAACGAAGGCGAAGGUUGUCGAUAUGGUUAUCUGUUCCUCACGUCUGUGGCAACCUUCCUCCGGUCUUCCCAGCCCACGAAAACACAGUUCCUGAAACGCUAACGCAGUGGAAAUGUUCGAUAGCCAUUUUAUUACCGGCAAGAAAAAAAAAAAACGGAUGUUGUUUUCAAAAUCAUGCCAAGCUAAAGGGGCUUUAAUCCACGGGGAUAGUCAAGCGCGAUGUUGUUUAUUUUUGGCAGCUGACGUCAAGCUGUGUUUUUCUUUGUUUAUUGUUUGUUUGGCGUCGGUUAAUACUUUCCUAUCUUAUACGGAACUGUUUACUUUUUCUAACCUGGUUAUGCCAAUGCGAACUAUCCUUUUUCCUAGACAUCAGAAAAACAAUCAAAUCUGUUUAUUUCCGUGGCGUGAACGUCGGUAUGUUUCCAUUGAAAUUUUGAACAGAGAGCAGACGUGGCGAAUAUUAUUGCUUUGUCGUCGCGUCAUCUGAUCGAAGAUAGCAGACUUAUUUGACCAUUUGAACUGCUGUUUUAUGCCAAAGUGGUUAUUACUAUAACUGUAAUUAUUUUGAUUCAUAAGAGGUCAUGAGAGCACUCUAAAGGUCAAAGGAGACUGUUUUUUAAAAUUAAUUUAUGUCGAAUUUCUGACCCUUGCUAUUGAGUGAAUUAGCACACAAUAUCGUCCCCUUCUCCUUUUAGAUUUUUUUUUUACAAAAUUCUUAUCUAACCCUUGAAUCCCUUAGAGUGACUAAAAUCUAAUUUCUCCUCACAAUAUCACCCUGAAUUAAACGCAAAUGUCAGGAGAUUAGAGGAAAUGGUCCCAAACUAAAGCAGCUAUUGAUUGUUAAACAAAUUCUCCCUGUCAGUACCUUAAGAUAUGUAUAGACAAAAGUGUAGAGAAUAUGGACACCGGUGUUAGGUUGUAGAGGGUUAAUGAAAUUGCAUUUGAUUCAGAUAUUAUGAUUGCAUUAGAAAUUAUAAUUAUAGAAACUGUGAUGGUUGAAUCAGGCUUUAAAAAAUCCUUUUUAAAAUAAAUUGAAUCUUUGUGUCAGCAGUAAGGACAUUUGAUAAAUGACUAAAUUUUUACGUGUGAUUGCAUGUGAGAAUCACAUUUCCACAAGCAACUGAAUUUUACUUCUGAAGCAUGGCUAUUCCUGAUCGCUCUAUUUUUGACUGGAAGUGACACUUCUGUGGAAUAUGUCCCAAACCAAAGUCAUUCAUUUACAUUCAUGAAUUAACUUACUUCAGUUGUCUUUAUAUUUUCAAAUUCCAAUUCGACCUGGAAACAGUAAACAAGAAGAACCACCUAAUGGAAUGUCUAUUACUAAAUUCCCAUUAAUUUAUUUAUUUUCUUAUUUCGAAUUUUUUACUCAGAUUUUGGCUCUUGCAAUUUAAGGAGUUUUCAAGAAGUGCUGCAGUUUUUUGUUGAUAAUAAUGGCCUCCAUGGCAACUGCAUACCCAGAAUUUCCCAAACUAAACCAAGAACCCAUGUUAAGGAAAUGUACUCCUUUUUGUGACAAGAACAAGGAAUGCCCAGAUCAUCAUGAACUGUUGGUGGCCAUUGUGAAUUGUACAGAUAUGCUGGGUUCCUUGUCAAAUCUUGAUAAUUUAAAAGAGUGUGUGGAGAAAUAUACCAAAGGUGGAUGGGGCAAAGAUGAUGAUGUACCAGAUGCUGUCUUGGAGAACAGGUGUCCACUCAUCCACUGGGCAGCAUCCUUGGGAAAGUGUAAUGCUUUAGAGUGGAUGCUUGCGAGUGGAUUCUCCCCUGUGGCAAAAUCCUCAGGAAAUGGUGAAACUGCCCUGCAUAGAGCCAUCCAGUUGCUGUACAAAUCUAGACCUAAAUUUACUGUGAAAGAAUUGAACCCUAAAUUUUCUAAAAUGGUUGGCCUUCUUAAAGAAGCUCUGCUGAUAAAAGAUGAGGCACAUGGAGACACACCUUUUCAUACUGCAGCAAGCAUGCUUGUUAAUGGAGAUCACAAGCCCAACUUCUUUCUGUCUUGCGUGGAGGUGAUAAUAAAUAAAAGCAAGAAAAUGGGUGAUUACUCAGAUACUAUUUUGAAUGCUGUCAACAAUGAUGGAGAGACUGUUCUUCAUAUCUUAGCUCGUGGUGAAAAACACAAAGUUGAGUAUUGUACCCAGGCCAUCAGAUCACUCAUUGUGGCUGGUGCAGACAGAAGUAUCAGAAACAAUGAUGGUCAGACGGCUUUAGACAUUGCGCUCGCUGGUGGAACAGAACCUCUCGUGGAGGAACUAAUCAGGGUAUGUCCCCUGUAUACUAUUAUCACUGGUAGGGGUGGGGAGAGGCAGCACUUCUGAUCACACUAGUAUAUAGGAAUGUGUCACUGUCAUGGGUGGGAUGUCAAAUAUGCUGUCCUGGAAAAAGGAAUAGAAAAUUGAGAGUUUUAGUUCAUGGUUGGCUUUAUGAAAAAUUCACAGGCGAUUAAAUCAGAUUACGAAUUUAAAGUGAUAACCUGAGUGUUCAAUUCUUUUACAAUGAUUGGAAUGGAAAUUUUUUUUUCCAUGGAUGGCUUUCACGAAGGGCUUUCAUUAGGAAAUACAGAUAGUUCAGAUUAACUUCCCUUUGUAACAGACCAUACUGAUUAUUGAAUCUUUGCCCGAGUGAAAGGAAUUGGUCCCAAAAAGCACAAAGUUAAGGUUUACUGGUAAAGUGAUCAGGAAAAAUGAUUCAAGACAAAUCUCAGGAUUUUGGAAUGUUAAGUUAACAAAAUCUUUUUACACAAAGAAGAGAGGGAGGAAAAAGGGCCAGUUGUAGUAAGACUUCAAUAAUGUAAUACUUCUUUUUUUGUGAAAAGUGUAGGUGAAAGUGUCAAUAUAUUGUCUCCUACCUUUUUUUGGGCUCACAUCCCAACUUACUCUGCAUGGGUUAUGAUAAGUAUAUUUUUUCAUACUAUCAGGUGGUUGAAACAGAUGAAUCGGUACUUGACAACUUAUCCACAGCGGAAAGCACAGGAGAGCUAGCUACUUAUUCUGGUCUUCCAACACCAUCACCUCCAACCAGUCUUGAUGGACAUUCCCCUGCAAGUGCUUCAAUCAUCGACAAUGAUGAUGACGAUUCUCUCAGCUACCCUCGCAUUACUCAUGUCCAGUCAGUGAAUAUAAAGGUAGAGCCCCUCGAUGACAAUGAAGAUGCUGAACAGGUUUGCAUCAGAUUAGUUUCUAUCAGCUUGCAAAAGCCUUUUCAGUGGGUGAAUCUCAGUAUUGUUUUGUCAAUUAAUAAAUUGCUUUUGUGAUCAAUGCAUGGAUUACAAAACUUAAUUCUGGUCUAAUCUGCAUCUGUUUAAUAGGUGUUUCCCUUUUUUGCAGCAAAUACAACAGUUACAGGAAGAGCAAGCUUCAUCCAGUGCAUCAUGUUCUGGUGAGUUUAAGUGACUUUUAGCAGGGUUUAAGUCCAACUAACCUUGUGUAACAACAUUCUGUGUGGCCUGUUGAGAUCAGUUUCGGCCCCAACUUGUGUAUAAUUAUAUUAGUUUAGUGAGUAAGCAGACUUCAUGAAAUAACAUUUUUCUAAAAAUUUAUGAGACAUUGUUUGUUUGAAUUUUAGACUUUUAUAAUCUCAGUUUAGUGGUAUUUUCAGACUGAGUUUUCUUAAACUACAACUCAUGGAAUUCUCUGUACAAGCAAAAAGGGCUUGAUGUUCUUAGUCACAUCCAUUUGAAUUUCAUUCACUCAAGUUAGAUUCAUCAUAGCAUUACCUCUUUUUUUUGCAUUCAAUGGAGGCCCUUUUUACUGACUGGUUAGAGGGCUCUUGUAGAAUCAGCCCAUGUGGAACUAUAUCUAAUGAAGUGACUUUCUCUUGAGUGGUUUUCUGACCAACAGCAACUGUACUGAAAACUCAAUGUUAAAAAUCCACUGGUUUUGAAAAUCUGUGGACAAUUUAUCUUAAAAGGCUUUGAAAAGAAAUCCAUUCUUGUUGCACAGUACACUGUCAUUAAAAAAGACAUAUGAUAAUUUUAAUUUCAACAGAUUCCUUAAAAACCUUUAGAAAGUGUAUCUGACUUUUUUUCUUUUUUGGUUCCCAGAAUUUUUGGGCAACUCACCACUGCUGAAGCACCUUGGAGAAGCUGGCUUGCUGCAUGAUGUUUCUGCUUUACUGGCUAGGGCUCGCAGUAGGGAUGAAGGAAACCUGCGAAAAAUACAAUCUCAAGCCAAAGGUAGGUUUGCUGGCCUUUCAAAUGUUCCAAACUGUAACUUUAGGGCAAUGUUGUUCCCAUAGGUCACUAUACAGAGUAUAUUUAGCAAUUUUGGUGACAAGCCAUGACUAUGUACCAGGUGGGUAACUAUACUUUAGCUGAGUAAUUGGAGCCACUAAUGUAGCAGAAGGAUAAUUGUUCAGGCAAAAUCAGGCUUUCAGAAUAACAAAACACUUAAGUUUCUUCAAACAUGUUUUUCCUCCCUUUUGCUUGCUUUGGUCAUUGUGGGUUGAUAAGGAGUUACAACUUGCACAUGUAGUAUUAAGGUCAUUCUGUACACAAUACCACAUGUACUGUUAGGAGUAGCGAGGGGCAAGUUACCAAAAUUGUUUUUACCAGAGAUAUGUUGCACUCAUGACACAAAGUGUUUCUGCAGUUUUGUUUGAGAUCAAAUCUUUGUUGUCCUUGUAAUUAACACUCAAAUUUAUUUUACUUGAAAGAAAUUGAUGCACAGGUCAACACCAAACUGAAAGAGAUUGAAAGGAUGAAACUGGAGGUUUCUUCCCUCAAACUGAAAAGGAAACGGUGUGACGCUGAAGUUGAAAGACUUCACAAGAGACUUAUGUCAUGUGAUAGUGCACUUAAGGAGAUCCCUGGUGCUCCCACAGGCAUGUAAUUAUCAUGUAGGAUAUUGUGUUUCUGCCACAUCAUGUUGAAAGCAUGUCAUAGCCUUAUAAUUAACUGUAAUAUAUAGUUGGCAUUUAAAGACUACACAUGUCUGCAAUAUUUUGUGUAAAUACAAGAAUAAUUUUAUAAGGACUUGAGAGAGAGAAUUCCUUUACAUAAGGAUACUUAUUGUUGGGUUUUUUUAAAAGUACUGAUGCAAGUACACCACUGAAUGCAGUGCAAUUAUUUUAAGUUAUAAAUUAAUUUAUUUGAAAGAGCUUCUUUAAAUUCCCACUAGAAUGUGUAAAGGAGUAGAAUAUCCACCACAUCUUACAAGGUUGUUAAUAAAAAUAUUGAGUUAUAAACUGGACCCUGAAACAAAGUAGGCAGCACUAAACAGUUUUAUUUCCAUCAAUGUCAUGCUACUGUACUGAAAUUGAGCUACAAACAUUCACAAAAAUGGGCACAUUUCUCAAAACAGAUGGUGAAAUGCGCCAGUUGUCCAUUUAGUUUGACAGUCCUGUCACUUAUAACACGGGAACUUAUUAUAAACUAAGAGAAUUAUCUUCCAUCAACAAGAAAUACUUUUGCAAACUGCAUUGUUUGCAUGUGCAUACCCAGAAAUUAAAAGAAACUUAUAUUAAUUCAGAGAGAUGAUUUUAUACAAAUGUUCUCAUCAUAUGUUGUUGUUAUGUUGUUGUUGUUGUUGUUGUUGUUGUUGGGUGUUUUUUUUUAACAGGGAUUAUUACAAUGCAUUCACAGAUCACUUAACAAUUAUUUUUACUACUUCCAUAAAACUCAGAAUUAUUAAACUUGUAAUCACAAUUCAUUUUUUGAAGAGUGUCCUUGUUAAAAAACAUGAUCUUAGUUUGUGUUGCCAUUUUCCCUGUUUUCUUCUGUUGUUUUUUUUGUGUUGUUGUUGUUUUGCUCUCUUUUGCCAGUGUGCUGGUUCCAAGGAAAAAUAAAACUGUGAAUAGUCUGAGCUAGG
Molecule: messenger RNA, 7462 nt
Organism: Pocillopora meandrina
Lineage: Eukaryota; Metazoa; Cnidaria; Anthozoa; Scleractinia; Pocilloporidae
Source: the annotation of a GenBank genome assembly